Gekko japonicus is the source of this 5833-nucleotide messenger RNA. It is a transcript of the gene DENND4A, whose product is annotated as DENN/MADD domain containing 4A. The record is from RefSeq and is a predicted model, not a curated record. The transcript is spliced from 30 exons. Gene Ontology annotation, molecular function: protein binding. Bases 1 to 5487 code for a protein of 1828 amino acids. Lineage: Eukaryota; Metazoa; Chordata; Lepidosauria; Squamata; Gekkonidae. Gene Ontology annotation, biological process: regulation of Rab protein signal transduction. Gene Ontology annotation, cellular component: cytoplasmic vesicle.
AUGGAAGACAAAGGGGCUCGUGUUGCUGACUACUUUGUUGUGGCGGGACUGACCGAUAACUCCAAGCCACUGGAGGAAGAAAUCCACUUCAACGAUGCUUGUCAUAAACUGGCCAAACCAAAAGAGCCCAUCACAGAUGUGGUGGUAGUGGUUAAAUCUCUCGGGGAGGAGGUACCCCAUGGAUACAGAUGCAUAGACGUCACUCCAUCAGGGCUGUCUGCGGACCUCAACAAUGGCAGUCUUGUAUACCUUUGCUACAGGAGGGGAAGAGAGAAACCCCCGCUUACUGAUCUGGGGGUUUUAUACGAUGUGAAAGAGCGAUUAAAACAGGGCUGCGAAAUAAUCCAGUCUACUCCAUACGGCCGCCCUGCAAAUAUCAGUGGUGGAGCCUCGUCACAAAAAGUAUACAUUACAUACCGAAGGGCCUUGGAGAAUAUGACUCCGAAUACUCUGGCUGUAACAGAUAUCUGCAUAAUUGUCCCGAGCAAGGGAGAAACCCCGCCGCACACAUUCUGCAAGGUUGACAAGAAUCUCAACAACAGUAUGUGGGGCUCAGCAGUGUACUUGUGCUAUAAGAAAUCCGUGGCGAAUACAAACACCAUAUCAUAUAAAGCAGGUUUACUCUGUAGAUAUCCAGAAGACGACUAUGAUUCAUUCCCCUUACCAGUAUCGGUACCUCUUUUUUGUCUCCCGAUGGGGGCAACGAUUGAAUGCUGGCCAGCCAAUAGCAAGUAUCCCCUCCCUGUUUUUUCUACAUUUGUACUGACAGGAGCUUCAGCUGAAAAGGUGUAUGGUGCUGCUAUUCAGUUCUAUGAAACAUAUCCUGAAGAGAAUCUGACAGAGAAGCAGAAAUCUCAGCUGGGCUUACCAACGACUCCUGACAGGAAGUCUGCUAGUUCCAAAACAGUGCAGACUAACAAAUGCAUCUGCCUUCUUUCUCACUGGCCUUUCUUUGACGCUUUCAAGAAAUUCCUCACCUUUCUGUACCGUUAUUCCAUCUCUGGUCCUCACGUUCUGCCUAUCGAGAAGCAUAUUUCUCAUUUUAUGCACAAAGUUCCUUUUCCAUCCCCACAGAGGCCCAGAAUUUUAGUCCAGCUAUCACCUCAUGACAGUUUGAUCCUUAGUCAACCCAUAUCAUCACCUCUACCACUGAGCGGGGGAAAGUUUUCUACUCUUCUGCAGAAUCUUGGACCUGAGAAUGCAGUAAAUCUCCUUGUAUUUGCAGUGACUGAACAUAAAAUCCUUAUUCAUUCUUUACGGCCUUCUGUCCUAACAAGUGUAACAGAAGCACUUGUCUCUAUGAUAUUUCCUUUCCACUGGCCAUGCCCGUACAUCCCUCUUUGCCCUCUGGCCUUGGCAGAUGUUUUGACUGCGCCAUGCCCAUUUAUUGUGGGAAUUGAUUCAAGAUACUUUGAUCUCUACGACCCGCCGCCAGAUGUUAGCUGCGUCGACCUAGAUACAAACACCAUUUCACAACCUGGAGAGAAGAGAAACAUUGCAUGGAAGAUUUUGCCAAAGAAACCUUGCAAAAACCUGUUGAACACGUUAAAUAACCUGUUUCAGCAGCUAGCAGAAUUGCAGCAAAGACCGAGGGACGAUGCGUUGAUGGAACUGUCUAUGAAUGACUAUGAUUUUCAUUCGGGAAAGAAGAUGCACUUAUUAGAUGUGGAGAUCCAGGAGGCAUUUCUCUGUUUCAUGGCCUCUUUACUAAAAGGUUACAGGUCCUACCUUAGGCCUAUUACCCAAGCGCCGUCUGAAACAGCAACAGACGCCAGUUCUCUCUUUGAACUGCAAGGAUUCUUAAAAAGCCGUGACCGUUCGCAUCAGAAGUUUUACACUUUGAUGACCAAGACGCAGAUGUUCAUCCGCUUCAUUGAAGAGUGCUCCUUUGUCAGUGAUAAAGAUACAAGCCUUGCAUUUUUCGAUGACUGCGUAAACAAAGUAGAUACAGAUCGGACUGGUGAUGUACGGCUUAUAGAACUGGAUGAGUCCUACAGAAGUGAGCAUACUGUGUUCAUCACUCCUCCAGAGAUUCCUCACCUUCCCAACGGAGAAGAACUUCCUUCGCAGUACAGCUAUAAUGGGUUUCCUGUGCUGAGGCAAGACUUGUUUGAGCGGCCCGUGGGGCUUCUGACCACACGGAACAGCAAAGUGCCCUCCAGAACCAGCAAUCCCAACAGCCCGCUGCCCAUGUUCAGGAGAACAAAGCAGGAGAUCAAGUCAGCCCACAAGAUCGCCAAGAGGUACUCGUCUAUUCCUCAGAUGUGGUCCCGGUGCCUGCUGCGCCACUGCUACGGCCUGUGGUUUAUCUGCCUUCCUGCAUACGUCAAGGUGUGCCAUUCCAAAGUAAGGGCUCUGAGGACGGCCUACGACGUGCUGAGAAAAAUGCACGCCAAAAAGAUCGAUCCCCCCGACGAGGUGUGCUAUCGGGUGUUAAUGCAGCUGUGCGGUCAAUACAGCCAGCCGGUGCUAGCAGUGAGAGUCCUUUUUGAAAUGAAAAAAGCCGGAGUCGAUCCGAACGCCAUUACGUACGGUUACUACAACAAGGCUGUUUUGGAAAGCACCUGGCCUUCAAGCAAUCGAAGCGGCUACUUCUUGUGGACAAAGAUAAGGAACGUGGUCUUGGGAGCAGCACAGUUUAAAAGAGAAGAAAAGAAAGAAAGUGACUCAAGCUCUCUGUCAGAAGUGGAAAGUGGAAAAGGGAGUGGUGACUGCCUCCCUGCGUUAAACUAUCAACAUUCCAACAGCGUUAAGCACACGUCAAGGAUCGUUCGUGUUAAGAGUGCCGUUGGCAAAGCUGCGGAUCUAGCAGGAGAUGUUGACACAGAAAGCCCUGCAGGGUUGCUGUUCUCAUCUUGUUUAGAGGAUACCAACAAAAUGAGAGUUUCCAAAGCCGGACACUUACGAAGCAGGCACUUGAGUGCAGCCGAAGCAGACCGCAGACGGAUGGUUUGGAGAAACAGGAAUCGCAAUCUGAGCGGAGACACCCUGUUGGAGCUCAUGAAAAACCGAAUCAACCAAGAAGCGAGUCCCGGAGAAGUUGUCCAAAAACUAGGCGCAGAUGCGAAAAUCCUUUCUAAAGUGUUUGAGAAGAGAAUAAGGCCAAAGACUCUCAACAUCAGACCCUCUUCCUUGGCUCCCAAUAAGAAAGGGGACGUGGAUAAAGAAUCCAGCGAUGAGGACGCGCCCUCCGAGAACAGUUUCACAGACAAGACUGAAUCCCCGGUUAUAUUUGAUUUAGAAGACUUGGACCAUGAGCCCGUCUCGGCAAAAACUGUAAAGCCAUCAAACAGGAUGCCCAAGAGGAUUCAGCGUGCCAUCAGCUUCCCGGUCAAAGCAGCUGAGAAAACCGACGUCGAAACUGGGUUCGAUCCACUCUCCUUGCUGGCUGCUGAGACAAAAAAGCAGCCGGAGGACGAGGAGGAAACCGAUGAUAAAAGUGCCUGGACCCCAUCUGCCAGGCGAGAUUUAGCUGAGGAAAUAGAGGUGUAUAUGAACAAUAUGAGCAGUCCCUUAAUGAGCCGCACUCCGAGCAUAGACUUGCAAAAAGCGUACAAUGACAAGAACACCCAUAAAAGCAGUCCGACUCCAGCGCAAUUCUGCCGGAGGUCUAGCCUGCCUCCGAACUCACCCAGGCCCGUGAGUCUUCCCAAAUCCAAAAGCUACCAGGUAAAAAACGAAGGAAGAGCGAGAAACAGACUUUGGUCCUCUCCAACAUUCUCUCCGAGCAAUCUAGCGAGGGGACAGUCCGAGGAUAUGACCGGCACAGUGACGCUUGCUUCUCCGACCUCAUUCAAUUUGGAUACGCUGCUGACGCCUACCUUUGAUGUUCUAAAGAGCAGCAUGUUUUCUGCGGGGAAAGGGGUUGCAGAGAAGGCCAGCAGGUGGUACUCCAAGUUUACGACAUACGCGGGAUCGUCAAAGGAUCAAAACUCAGACCGAACGAGUGUUUCAUCCCUUGGGGCCCUGGAUUCAGAAUCCGCAUCUCUGACCGAUGAAGACAUCUGCAACGAUUCUGAAAGCGCGUCUUCUCCUCAAGAGAACGUCUCUUCUGUGCUGAAGGGUAUUGGCCUAAGUAGAACAAGCCUUGAGAGUUCAGCUUCCCAUACCGGCUCAUCGAAGCGAUUCUCGCAGUGUGGCUCUCUCUCAAAGUUCCCUUUGCCAGACAGAUCGGACCUGUUGUCAUCCUGCAGUACAAGCAGUGCAAGCAUGUUCCAGAACUAUGCAAUGGAGGUCCUCAUCUCGAGCUGUUCACGUUGUCGAACCUGCGACUGCCUGGUCCACGAUGAAGAGAUCAUGGCGGGCUGGUCGGCGGACGAUUCCAACCUGAACACCACCUGCCCUUUCUGCGGAAACCUGUUCUUGCCUUUUCUGAACGUUGAAAUCAGGGACCUCCGUGGCCCCGGAAGAUAUUUUCUGAAGUCCAGUCCAUCUUCGGAGAACAUGCAACUUCCGCCGCUGCUUUCAACCCAGACUGCAAAAUCCUCCCCCUCUGAUCCUUCAAUAUCUGCUCAGGAUGGCUUGCAUUCAAACAGCAACUCAAAACAGCCUGACACCGCCUGCGCCAGGAGCAUUCAGAUCCCUUCUGGAAGAAAACAGGGGGCCGCCGCCAGGAGCGAGCACCUCAGUCCCCCCCUGUCGAGAAGCAUCGGUGCCUGUGGCCCCCUGGAGGCGGAGGACAAGGAGAGCUGCAGGCACAGCCACAUCAUUCCCACUGGGAGCCUGCCGACCACACUGCAGGGCACGGCGGACCCUUUGGGGCUGGAGUGGCGCUUCCCUAGCCCGGAGCCCAUCACGGUUCCUUACCUGAGCCCUCUCGUCGUAUGGAAGGAGCUUGAAAGUUUGUUCGAGAACGAAGGGGAUCAUGUGAUCACAAUGGCGGACUUUGUCGACCACCAUCCCAUCAUCUUCUGGAAUCUCGUGUGGUAUUUCAGACGCCUGGACUUACCCAGCAAUCUGCCGGGAUUGAUCCUGCCCUCCGAGCAUUGUAAUAAAAAUUCAAAGAUUCCCCGAAAUUGUAUCUCAGAGGACAGCAAAUAUGUUCUCAUUCAGGUGUUGUGGGACAACAUGAAGCUGCACAGAGAUCCAGGCCACCCUCUUUAUAUUCUGUGGAAUGCUCAGACUCAGAAUUACCCCAUGGUUCGCUUGCUGCAGAACGAGGACAGUUCGUUUAGCCACGAGCUUUUAAGGAGCAUGGUGAAGAGCAUUAAGAUGAAUGACGUCUAUGGCCCAAUGAGUCAGAUCCUAGACAGACUGAACAAAUGCCCGCAGAUUAAAAGGCAAAGGAGUCUGUAUAGAGAAAUAUUAUUUCUCUCUCUUGUGGCUCUUGGAAGGGAUAACAUUGAUAUAGAUGCUUUUGACAGAGAAUACAAAACGGCGUAUGAUCGUCUUACAGCAAAUCAGGUCAAAAAUACCAACCACUGCGACAGACCUCCGAGUACGGGAGUGGUGGAAUGUCGGAAGAUUUUUGGGGAGCCAUACCUCUGAAAAGAAAGGAUUGCUGCAGGGUCCGUGUGUUUGGAAACAAAAUACUUCUCAAAUGUUCUUCACUUUCUCCAUUUAAAAAGGGACCCCCUUUCCCCCCCCACCUCUUGGGGCAUCGGGAUUUCUGGGUUGCAGGGGGAACAGAAUAAUAGCAGAGCGACUGAUGAAUAGCAAGCCAAAGAUGGCUCUCUCUCUCCACCUUGAUGUCGUCUACAAGCCACUUAGUGGAGAAAACUGAACAGUCCACUGAAGAAAGCCGAGGCAGAAACGGACCAAAACUGUGCACUAGUCUUUGCACGGACGAAAUCGGCUUUGCAAAACUGUUUACACUGAGCGGUCAAAGUGUUAC